UGGCUAGCCGUCUCCAUUUCCGGGACUCCUCGCUUGCAAUAAGCGCUUACUGUCUGUCCAGUCCGGCAUAGCGUCUCUCCCGGUACCGCCAGGUCGACCCGCCCGGCUCCUCUUCGCUAUCACAGGUGAUCCAAAGGACCAAAAUCAUGACGGAUUCCAAGUAUUUCACAACAAACAAAAAAGGGGAGAUAUUUGAGCUGAAGGCAGAGCUCAACAAUGAGAAGAAGGAGAAGCGGAAGGAGGCAGUGAAGAAGGUGAUUGCAGCCAUGACAGUGGGGAAGGAUGUCAGCUCCUUGUUCCCAGAUGUAGUGAACUGCAUGCAGACUGAUAACCUGGAGCUGAAGAAGCUGGUCUACCUGUACCUCAUGAACUAUGCCAAGAGCCAGCCUGACAUGGCCAUCAUGGCAGUCAACAGCUUUGUAAAGGACUGUGAGGACCCCAACCCCCUGAUCCGCGCUCUGGCUGUCCGCACUAUGGGCUGUAUCCGGGUGGAUAAGAUCACAGAGUACCUGUGUGAGCCGCUGCGCAAGUGCCUGAAGGACGAGGACCCCUACGUGAGGAAGACUGCGGCCGUCUGCGUGGCCAAGCUGCACGACAUCAACGCCCAGAUGGUGGAGGACCAGGGCUUCCUCGACUCCCUGCGGGACCUCAUUGCAGACUCCAACCCCAUGGUGGUUGCCAACGCAGUGGCAGCUCUCUCAGAGAUCAGCGAGUCACACCCCAACAGCAACCUGCUGGACCUGAACCCCCAGAACAUCAACAAGCUGCUGACUGCCCUGAAUGAGUGCACUGAGUGGGGGCAGAUCUUCAUCCUGGACUGCCUCUCCAACUACAGCCCCAAAGACGAGCGCGAGGCCCAAAGUAUCUGCGAGCGCGUCACUCCGCGCCUCUCCCAUGCUAACUCGGCCGUGGUGCUGUCUGCAGUGAAGGUGCUGAUGAAGUUCCUGGAGCUGCUGCCCAAGGACUCGGACUAUUACAACACGCUGCUGAAGAAGCUCUCCCCUCCCCUGGUCACCCUGCUGUCCGGAGAGCCUGAGGUCCAGUACGUGGCGCUGCGCAACAUCAAUCUCAUCGUGCAGAAGAGACCUGAAAUACUGAAGCAGGAGAUCAAGGUGUUCUUUGUCAAGUACAACGACCCCAUCUAUGUGAAACUGGAGAAACUGGACAUUAUGAUUCGCCUGGCAUCCCAGGCCAACAUUGCUCAGGUCUUGGCUGAGCUAAAGGAGUAUGCUACCGAGGUGGAUGUUGAUUUUGUCCGGAAAGCUGUGAGAGCUAUCGGGCGCUGUGCCAUUAAAGUGGAGCAAUCUGCGGAGCGCUGUGUCAGCACACUGCUGGACCUCAUCCAGACCAAGGUCAACUACGUGGUCCAAGAAGCCAUCGUGGUGAUCCGAGACAUCUUCCGCAAAUACCCCAACAAGUAUGAGAGCAUCAUCGCCACGCUGUGUGAGAAUCUCGACUCCCUGGAUGAGCCGGACGCCCGGGCUGCUAUGAUCUGGAUUGUGGGCGAGUACGCGGAGAGGAUCGACAACGCUGACGAGCUGCUGGAGAGCUUCCUGGAGGGAUUCCAUGAUGAGAGCACUCAGGUGCAGCUGACUCUGCUCACUGCCAUCGUCAAGCUGUUCCUGAAGAAGCCCUCCGAGACCCAGGAGCUGGUGCAGCAGGUGCUCAGUCUAGCCACACAGGACUCGGACAAUCCUGACCUCCGGGACCGUGGCUAUAUCUACUGGCGCCUGCUCUCCACAGACCCCGUGACUGCCAAGGAGGUGGUGCUAUCAGAGAAGCCCCUCAUCUCCGAGGAGACGGACCUCAUCGAGCCCACCCUGCUGGAUGAGCUCAUCUGCCACAUCGGCUCCCUGGCCUCUGUCUACCACAAACCCCCCACCGCAUUCGUAGAGGGCAGCCAUGGUGUCCACCGCAAGCACCUGCCAAUCCAGCAGGGAAGCAUUGAGGCGGGGGAGAGUCCGGUGGGACCCAGCCCCGCAGUGCCCCCAGAUCAGACCCAGGUCAUCCCAUCGCAGGGAGACCUCCUGGGAGACCUGCUCAACCUGGACCUGGGCCCCCCUGUCAACGUGCCCCAGGUCUCCUCCAUGCAGAUGGGGGCCGUGGACCUACUGGGAGGGGGUCUGGACAGUCUGAUGGGAGAAGACACGCAAUGGACCUGUAUAACCAAUGGAAGUCCACAACAGCUCGGUGGAGACCUGGGAGGAGGCGUUGGGGGCAGUCCAGCAGUUGGUCAGAAUUUCAUUCCGUCCUCUGUCCCCACCACCUUCGCUCCCUCCCCCACCCCAGCGGUGAUCAGCAGCGGGCUCAAUGACCUGUUCGAGCUCUCCACUGGCAUGGGCAUCGCACCCGGAGGUCAUGUGGCACCCAAAGCGGUUUGGCUGCCUGCUGUCAAAGCCAAAGGCCUGGAGAUCGCUGGAACGUUUUCACGGAGACAGGGUCACAUGUACAUGGACAUGACCUUUACCAACAAAGCCCUGCAGCACAUGCUAGACUUUGCCAUCCAGUUCAACAAGAACAGUUUUGGGGUGAUUCCCACCACGCCCCUCGCAAUCCACACUCCACUGAUGCCCAAUCAGAGCAUCGACGUCUCUCUGCCCCUGAAUACCAUCGGGCCUGUCAUGAAAAUGGAUCCGCUCAAUAACCUCCAGGUGGCGGUGAAGAACAGCAUUGAUGUCUUCUACUUCAGCUGUCUAAUUCCACUCAGCAUUUUCUUUGUCGAGGAUGGCAAAAUGGAGCGCCAAGUCUUCCUAGCUACCUGGAAGGACAUCCCCAAUGAAAACGAGCUGCAGUACCAGAUUAAGGAAUGCCACUUGAAUGCAGACACUGUCUCAGGGAAGCUGCAGAAUAACAACAUUUACACCAUUGCUAAAAGAAACGUGGAGGGCCAGGACAUGCUCUACCAGUCUCUGAAACUCACCAACGGCAUCUGGAUCCUAGCAGAGCUGCGCAUUCAACCCGGCAACCCAAACUACACGCUGUCCCUGAAGUGUCGGGCCCCUGAGGUGUCUCAGUAUGUCUACCAGAUCUACGAUUCCGUCCUGAGGAACUGAUGAGCGGGCCUACUCUGCAUUGUUGGAGCUGCCACUGUCUUUGUACCUGUGCAAAGAACAAUCUACCAUUUUACAUUUUUAAUUCUGCUCUUUUUUUUUUUUAAGGCACUGAUAAUUAAUAUGUAUGUAGUGAACGAAAGUGAUGAUCCCUUUAGUGCUCCAAAGACUUUAUUUUGUAACCAGUACGUAAACCACUAUUAUGAUGUGCUUUGUCCAAGUCUGUGCCAUCCUGAUUUUAUGGUUGUUUUUUAUUUUAAAUUUGUUUUUCAUUUGUAAAUUGAUUUAGAAUUGUUUUAGACCCUUGUAAAUAAUGACAGUGCUUUUACGAGUGUUGUGUGUGUGUGUGUGUCAGCAGCUUCCUGUUUUUCUGUGAUGCAAUGUGUUUGCCAGUGGGAAGCUGUGGUGGCAGGAAACAGUCCAUGAAAUUAUAAAGGAAUCCGCGUAGAAUUAAGCUCUUUGUAGCAGUAGGCUAACAGGCGUAGUAAAAACUACAAUUGAGCUAAAUGAACAGCACAGUUAAAUAAUCCAAGGCUUAGUUUUAGAUGUACUAAAAAAUAUAUUGAAUUAUAGUCAAGUGGAUGGAUGUUAGGAAGAAAUAAGUAGGCUUGCUCCUUUUGAACAUUUAUUUUUCAGGGGCUCACAAAAUACCAUAAUAAAUCACUGUUCUUUAUUGAAACAUCGUAAAACCUGUUUAUUGUGCAGCGGGUGCAAUUUAUUCUUCCCUUCUGACCAGAUGCUGCCAGGGCAGAAAUAUCCAAGCUGAGCAAAGUCAAAUGAAACAGGUGUCAAUCAUAACUGAUCUGAUGCUUUCCCAUUGUUGACUAUUGUACCACCCCCACUCGGUCAUAGUGUGUUGUCAGCACAGCUGCUCAGAAACGACUGUAAUUAACAGAUUUCAUGUUGUUCCAAUGAAGAACCCCAGUCAAAUACGUACUCUAAAAGGUGACUGAUUUAUUACAAGCUUCAAAGAAAGUCAAAUAAAUGCAGUUAACAGUGAUUGAACCCUGGUGCAUUUUUGGAAGUCUGAAGCAGUAGCUCUGUAGCAUUCAUCUACAGAAUAUUUCUGUUUUAACGCUGCAGCUGUAGUAUUUUAAGUCUGUUUUAGAUUGUCUUUAAAUACCAGUGAAUUGUAUUGUAACUAUUACCCAUGUCUUCUGACUUAAAUGAAAGAUGUGUAGCUUUUUGGCAUAAAUCCAAGUAUUAAGUCAAUGAUGUACGGUGCCGUUGUAUCAUUAAUAGGAAACAUGCAUCUAAUUCUGCUUGCUGGUUAGAGCAGUUCUUCUAAACUGGAGCAUUUACUCUGGAUCUUUACUCUGAACUUGCUGUCUUAAUAUCCCCUCUCAUGAGUAGCAUGUUAAUUCUGUGACCGUGUCAUGCGUCGUCCAAAAGUGUGAACGUGUCCAUUUUUUUUUUUUUUUUUUUUUU
Molecule: messenger RNA, 4478 nt
Organism: Polyodon spathula (Mississippi paddlefish)
Lineage: Eukaryota; Metazoa; Chordata; Actinopteri; Acipenseriformes; Polyodontidae
Gene: ap2b1
Product: adaptor related protein complex 2 subunit beta 1
Exons: 24
Coding region: 147-3053 (968 amino acids)
Biological process (GO): vesicle-mediated transport; intracellular protein transport
Cellular component (GO): membrane coat; clathrin adaptor complex
Molecular function (GO): clathrin binding
Source: RefSeq, a predicted model, not a curated record